AUGUCCUGGCUGCCCUGCCCCCAGGAGGGCCCUGUGGAGCCAGAGACCUUCCUGCGAGCCGCCGUCCAGGGAAAAAUCCGCGUCAUCGAGAAGUUUUUGGCAGAUGGAGGCUCCCCAGACACAUGUGACGAGUUCCACCGCACGGCCCUGCACCGCUCCGCGCUGGAGGGACACAUAGACAUCCUGCAGAAACUGCUGGACAGCGGCGCCACCGUCGACUUCAGGGACCGGCUGGACUGCACUGCCGUGCACUGGGGCUGCCGGGGGGGACACCUGGACGUGGUGAAGCUGCUGCAGGACCGCGGCGCGGACCUCAACCUGAAGGACAAGCUGCUGAGCCCCCCCCUCCAUGUGGCCACCCGCACCGGCCACCUUGACAUCGUGGAGCACCUCAUCCACUGCGGGGUGCACAUCAACUCCGCGGACAGGGAAGGUGACACGGCUCUGCACGAUGCCACACGCCUCAGCCGCUACAAGAUCAUCAAGAUGCUCAUCCUGCACGGGGCCGACAUGAUGGCUAGGAACAUGGAGGGCAAGACCCCCACGGACCUGGUGCAGCAGUGGCAGGUGGACACGCGCCAGGCCCUGGAGACCAAGGAGCGGCCGCAGGAGGAGACGGAGGUCCCCGCGUGACGGAGCCGGGGCCCAGCUUGGCUCUGAGGGGCU
Molecule: messenger RNA, 666 nt
Organism: Tinamus guttatus (white-throated tinamou)
Lineage: Eukaryota; Metazoa; Chordata; Aves; Tinamiformes; Tinamidae
Source: RefSeq, a predicted model, not a curated record